Callithrix jacchus (white-tufted-ear marmoset) is the source of this 597-nucleotide messenger RNA. RefSeq names its product histone H4. NCBI's taxonomy places the organism in Eukaryota, Metazoa, Chordata, Mammalia, Primates, Cebidae. Gene Ontology annotation, cellular component: nucleosome. The record is from RefSeq and is a predicted model, not a curated record. Gene Ontology annotation, molecular function: structural constituent of chromatin; protein heterodimerization activity; DNA binding.
GCUCUGCUCCGGCCUUGUUGCUAAAGCUGGUGUUAAGAGCUGGUUAGACAUGUCUGGACGUGGUAAAGGGGGAAAAGGCCUCGGUAAAGGGGGCGCCAAGCGUCACCGUAAGGUUUUACGAGACAACAUCCAGGGCAUUACGAAGCCGGCCAUCCGGCGCCUUGCUCGUCGCGGCGGCGUCAAGCGCAUUUCUGGCCUCAUCUAUGAGGAGACCCGCGGGGUUCUGAAGGUGUUUCUGGAGAACGUGAUCCGUGACGCGGUCACUUACACGGAGCACGCCAAGCGCAAGACCGUGACCGCGAUGGACGUGGUGUACGCGCUGAAGCGGCAGGGACGCACUCUGUACGGCUUCGGCGGCUAAGGCUCCCGGUCAGACGCCUCAACACCGCGACUCCCCAAACCAAAGGCCCUUUUCAGGGCCGCCCACUUUUUCCGUAAGAGAGCGGACAUCUUGUGGUUCCUGUCCUUUUCUUCUCCAGGUUUUUGUUGAAAAGUAGUUUUCACACGUGUAGAUUACAGGUGACGUUUAACUUUACAAGAUUAACGUCGCAUGUUUCAGAUUUGUUCAAAUAAAGUACUCAGGGUUAUUGUCUUCUG